AUGGAACCUCAAAAGAAACACGCAGAUCCUCUCCCCUCUUCCACCGAGAAGCCAGCUGAGAACCCACCAGAGCCUGAAACCACAUUCGAGCGGCCCGAUAGCAUACAUGAGCGGUCAGCCGAUGUAUCAACUCUAGAGCACACACCCGAGCAGCCUGUCGAUCCUCCUGCUGAUCCCGAUCACGCGGUGGUCAACUGUGUGAUUGUGGAAGACCAAAAAGAAAGCGACUACGAGAGCUGUACGGAGUUUCCAAAAGUUGACGAUGAUGAACAAGAUUCCGUAAAUCCUGAACCAGCGCUGAGACGAAGUCAGCAAACUCAAGCAGCAAACAAAGAGCUACUCAGCGGCUCGAUUGAUCGCGAAAGGGUGUUCCCAAAGACCAGACUAGACUACUGGGAAACCUAUGCUCCGGUGGCCAAAAUGGAGAGCGUUUGUACCGUCUUGGCCUUGGCAAACGAACAGUACAUGAUCGUUCAUCGGAUGGACGUAAAAACUGCAUUUCUCAACGGAAAUUUUGAAGAGGUUAUCUUCAUGCAGUUGCCAAAUGACGAAAUCGGCAAAUCGAAGGUCGUUCGGCUGCAGAAAAGCCUGUACGGCUUGAAACAAGCGGGUCGUGCUUGGAAUCAGCGAUUCGACGACGAGAUACGAAAAUUUGGUUUCGUUCCGUUGAAGAGUGACAGCUGCGUUUACCGAUCCUGCAGCGAGGACUCACAUUCUGUACGUGGAUGA
Molecule: messenger RNA, 729 nt
Organism: Uranotaenia lowii
Lineage: Eukaryota; Metazoa; Arthropoda; Insecta; Diptera; Culicidae
Exons: 2
Coding region: 1-729 (242 amino acids)
Source: RefSeq, a predicted model, not a curated record